Molecule: messenger RNA, 939 nt
Organism: Capsella rubella
Lineage: Eukaryota; Viridiplantae; Streptophyta; Magnoliopsida; Brassicales; Brassicaceae
Product: transmembrane emp24 domain-containing protein p24delta6
Exons: 4
Coding region: 137-790 (217 amino acids)
Biological process (GO): Golgi organization; endoplasmic reticulum to Golgi vesicle-mediated transport; intracellular protein transport
Cellular component (GO): Golgi apparatus; endoplasmic reticulum; endoplasmic reticulum-Golgi intermediate compartment
Source: RefSeq, a predicted model, not a curated record
CCACUGUCUUAAAACCUUUCUCUCUUGCUUAAUAACGUAAUAACAUUAAACUUUUACUCUCUUUUUUUUUCUUUUCUUUUCUUUGGAUUUCAAUAACCUUAAUCUUUUUUUUUUGACUCUCUUCCUAUCUCAAACGAUGUCGAUCUCGCCGGUGCUUUUUAUUGGUUUGAUUUGCCUUGCAGGCGUUGGCUCUCUUUUUCCCUCGGCGGAGGCUAUAUGGUUAACGGUUCCAACAUCAGGAGAGAGAUGCUUCUACGAAGAGAUCCAAGCCGACGUCAUCGUUGUCUUCGAUUACAUUUGCAUCGACGAGGGUUUCACUCAACUUGGUCCAACACUUGAUGUUCGGGUAACAUCUCCGUACGGGAAGGAACUGUACAAGACAGCAAACGUGACGCACGGCCAGGCUGCGUUCACAACGAGCGAGACUGGAACAUUCUUAGCUUGUUUAUCAAUGCAUCACGAUCAGACACAUCACUCACUCAAUAACUCUGUUAUCGUCAGUAUUGAUUGGAAAACGGGUAUCAGAACCAAAGACUGGGAUUCUGUUGCUAAGAAAGAAAAGAUCGAGGGCGUGGAGCUUGCGGUUCGAAAAUCAACGGAAAUAGCGAGAGCUAUUAGGGCCAACAUACUCUAUUUACGAAUCAGGGAAGCAUAUAUGAGGGAUAUAAACGAGAAGACAAACAAGAGGAUAGCGCAGCUAAGCUUAAUGUCUCUAGGACUUGCUAUUGUCGUUUCAGUUACUCAAGUUUGGCAUCUCAAACGCUACUUUCUCAAAAAGAAGCUCAUAUAACUUCACUCUAUAUUAUUACUAUAUAUUUUAGAAAAUUUGCAGUCUUAUGCUUUUUAAUUUUAUUUUGGGAUGGUGUAACUAUAGAGUCAUAUCAAAUCAAUAAAGAGAACACGCACAUGCUAUUGUGCAUGAUACUAUGUUUUUCUAUA